ACGGCCAGGAGAGGCCAGGUCUCCGGGGGCUCACCGCAGACCGAUCCAAACCGAAGGGAAUGCUCCUGCUCCCUCCUCCCACACCCCGCAGACGGAUCCACAAUUCUUCCCUCCCUGCCAGACCCUUCCCCACAGGAUGAGCCCUCCCUCACCUCUGUCCUAACUCAAACCCUGCCUUUGAGUGGAGCCUCAAAAUCAAAUACCAUCUCACCCCCGAGUACAUCUUUAACCCUAAGGGUCUACUUUCUAGUCUGGCUCCCGUUCUCAUCCGGGGAUUCCCAUCUUCAGCCUUGAAAGCCUUCUUCUCAGAUCCUAACACUCACCCAUAGAUCUCCCCCUACCUGACUCUUAAACCCACCCUCCCAUUGUGUGACCCGGCCCCCAAUUCCCGGCACCGGCCUCUCCCUCACCCUAUAACCCCUUCCUGGGCUUAGUCUGAGCCCAGGCCCUGUGCCCCUGACCGAAGACAUGGAGUUUGUGUCUGGAUAUCGAGAUGAGUUCCUCGAUUUCGCCGCCCUCCUCUUCGGCUGGUUCCGAAAGUUCGUGGCAGAGCGUGGGGCUGUGGAGACCAGCCUCGAGGGCCGCUGGCGACAGUUGGAGGCGCAGAUCAGAAGGCUGCCCCAGGACCCUGCCCUUUGGGUGCUCCAUGUCCUGCCCAACCGUAGUGUGGGCAUCAGCUUGGGGCAAGGGGCAGAGCCAGGCCCCGGACCAGGCCUGGGGGCGGGCUGGCUGCUGGGAGAUCAGCCCCCGCUCCACCUUCGAGACCUAAGCCCCUAUGUCAGCUUUGUCAGUUUGGAGGAAGGCGAGGAUGGGGAGGAGGAAGAAGAGGAGGAGGAAGAGGAAGAAAAUGGAGAGGAAGAGGGUGCAGGCACAGAGAAGGUCGAACCAGAGGAGGAUGGGGAGCCAGUCCAUACGAGCAGGGAGUCCCCCCAGGAAGCAAAUCUUCCAGGGCAGCCGGAGGAGGCUGAGCAGAAGGAAGGAGGUGGCGGCGAGAAUGGCUGUCAAGACGAGAGGGCAGAAGACGAAACUGGGCCUAAGAGGAGGAAGGGGCGAAGAAGUGAGGCUGCCCCCCUGCACCUGGCCUGCCUCUUACUGGUGACGGAUGAACAUGGCACCAUCUUGGGCAUCGACCUGCUAAUGGAUGGAGCCCAGAGGAGUGCAGGCAAGGGCUCAUGGACAGAGAACCUGGCUCCUCGGGCCUAUGCUCUCCUCUGCCACAGCAUGGCCUGCCCCAUGGGCUCUGGAGACCCCCGAAAGCCCCGACAGCUUACUGUGGGAGAUGCCCAGCUGCACCGAGAGCUGGAGAGUCUGGUCCCAAGGCUGGGAGUGAAGUUAGCCAAGACCCCAAUGCGGACAUGGGGUCCCCAGCCAGGCUUCACCUUUGCCUCCCUUCGGGCUCGAACCUGCCAUGUUUGUCACAAGCACAGCUUUGAAGUGAAGCUGACACCCUGCCCCCAGUGUAGCGCUGUCUUGUACUGUGGAGAGGCCUGUCUCCGGGCCGACUGGCGGCGAUGCCCAGAUGAUGUGAGCCACAGAUUUUGGUGCCCGAGGCUUGCAGCCUUCAUGGAGCGGACAGGGGAACUGGCAACUCUGCCUUUCACCUACACGGCAGAGGUGACCAGUGAAACCUUCAACAAGGAGGCCUUCCUGGCCUCACGAGGCCUCACUCGUGGCUACUGGACCCAGAUCAGCAUGCUGAUCGCAGGCCCUGGCACCCCCCGGCACCCCCGGGGCAGCACACCAUCCCCCAGCCUCCUUCUCAACGGAGAUCCCUACCAGCUUCUUCAGGGGGAUGGGCCUGUCCUGAUGCCUCCUGUGCCCCCAGAUCCACCCAGGGGCCUCUUUGGCUCGUGGCAGGAUUACUACACAUGGCGGGGCCUCAGCUUGGACUCCCCCAUGGCCGUGCUUCUCACCUACCCGCUGACUGUGUACUACGUCAUCACCCACCUGGUGCCCCAGUCCUUCCCCGAGCUCAACAUCCAGAACAAACAGUCUCUGAAAAUCCACGUGGUGGAGGCUGGGAAGGAGUUUGACCUGGUCAUGGUGUUUUGGGAGCUCUUGGUCUUGCUCCCCCACGUGGCCCUGGAACUACAGUUUGUGGGUGACGGCCUGCCCCCCGAGAGUGACCAGCAGCAUUUCACCCUGCAGAGGGACGGCCCUGACGUCUCUGUCCGCCCUGGUUCCGGGGUGUCGGCUCGGCUCAGCUCUGGAACUAAGGAGAAGGGGGGCCGGAGGGACCUGCAGAUCAAGGUGUUUGCUCGGCCCUACCACCUGCUUCAGGGGCCCAAGCCCGACUUGGUUAUCGGAUUUAACUCUGGCUUUGGUCUCAAAGAUACUUGGCUGAGCUCGCUGCCCCGGUUACAGUCCCUCCGAGUGCCCGCCUUCUUCACCGAGAGCAGCGAGUACGGCUGUGUGAUGGACGAGCAGACCAUGGCAGUGGCCGCCGGCGGGGGCACCAGCCCCCCACAGCCCAACCCCUUCCGCUCCCCCUUUCGUCUCAGAGCGGCCGACAACUGCAUGCCCUGGUACUGCAACGCCUUCAUCUUCCACCUGGUCUACAAGCCCUCGCAGGGCAGCGGGGCCCGCGCGGCGCCGGGACCCGGGCCCCCGGCCCCGGCCCCGGCCGCUCCCGCAGCCCCCGCCCGACGGCGCCGCGGAGAGAAGAAGCCGGGGCGGGGGCCCCGCCGGCGGAGGUGAGGGCGGGGAGGUAGCCGUCCGCGCCUCCCGCACCAGGCCUCGGAAAGGGACCUAAAACCCGUGAGGCCGAGGGGCAGGCCGCUGGGCCGA
This is a messenger RNA of Eptesicus fuscus (big brown bat), 2787 nucleotides long. It is a transcript of the gene ZMYND15, whose product is annotated as zinc finger MYND-type containing 15. Lineage: Eukaryota; Metazoa; Chordata; Mammalia; Chiroptera; Vespertilionidae. Gene Ontology annotation, biological process: spermatid development; negative regulation of DNA-templated transcription. The record is from RefSeq and is a predicted model, not a curated record. Gene Ontology annotation, molecular function: histone deacetylase binding. The transcript has 13 exons. The coding region runs from base 469 to 2697 and encodes 742 amino acids.